Messenger RNA from Rhipicephalus sanguineus (brown dog tick), 3132 nucleotides. RefSeq names its product myosin-9-like. Bases 40 to 3132 code for a protein of 1030 amino acids. The record is from RefSeq and is a predicted model, not a curated record. The transcript has 31 exons. NCBI's taxonomy places the organism in Eukaryota, Metazoa, Arthropoda, Arachnida, Ixodida, Ixodidae.
UCAAGAGGACCUUGCAUUUUAUCAGCAACGACCGUGAACAUGAGCCUGAGGCCUGGCCAGCGCCUGCCGCCAAGGGCAACGGCGAUCUCGGGGCCCUACCUGACAGCAGAAAAGCGGCGGGAGCAGAGUGAUGAAGGCGAGCUGGGUGACAAAGAUCGCUUCAAGGCCAGGUGCAGCACUGGUGGGGUGCCCAGAAAACUAUGUUUGCCCAUGCCUCCAAGGACUUCAGUCAGUCUACUUCAAGCUGCUCAUGAUGAGCUUGUUGCCAUGGAGAUGGACAUACAAUCAAAGGAAACAGAGUUGACUCGCUGCAAGGCUGAGCUGCAGGAGAAAUAUGAUCAUGCGAACAGUCUCACUCUUGAGCUCCUUGAAGUCAAGAGCAGCUUGGAAGAGAAGGAAGAACGUUGCAAGGCAGCAGAGAUGAGGACUGCAGAAGUGGAGCUUUCUUUAAAAGAUGGCUACAUCGGUAUGCAACGUUUGCAGCAGAGACUGGCCACAUGCCAUCAUAUGAAGGACCAGCUGAUAGAAGAGAUGAGGGCAUUGGGAGAGUGCAGCGUUCAGUUCCCGAAUCUCCUGGCCGAUGCCAAGAAGAACUUGAUGAAGGCUUCGGAAAAGAUGGCAGCACUCAAAAAUAGACUGCGGGAACGUACUGCAGAACUUGAAGACUGCAAAAAGGAGUUGGAUGCAAAGUCUCAGCUGUACCAGGACACAGUUGACUCCAAGAUGGCUCUGGAAGAACAGCUCAGAGAGCUGCAGGAGGAUGUUGAACGUCUUACAGCGGACAAUGCCAAGUGCCAAGACAAGAUGCACUUUUUGGCCCAAGAGCAUAGUGCUGUUGUCACACAGAGAGACAGCCUGGAGGAGCAACUCAAGGUAGAAAAGGAAGAAAAAGCCUUGCUAGAAGAUUGCCUGAGAAAGCUGGCUGGAGGCAUCUGCACCCAGCUGGACUUGGAAAACACAUCAACACUGGAGAUCAUCGAAGCCUUGGGCAAUGCGCUACGCCAACUGCUGCUUGAACUCAACACUCUUCGCGACGAGGCAGCAGUUAAUGACAGCACCAUCAAAUCAUUGACUGCUGAGAAAGUUGUUUUGAUGGCUGAUAAACAGGCCUUGGAAGACAAGGUCAAAGACUUUGAUGAGCUUCAGAAAAUGAAGCAGCAGUUGGAAGACAAACUGAAAGUUCAGGUAGACACCAGAGAAGAGAUGAGACGAGAUUUCCAAGACACCCAGCGCAAAAUGUUGGACUACUUGGAACAGCUGCAACGUGAAAAUGCGGAGUAUUUUUCUGCUAUAGACAAGCGUUCACUCGAUCUGGUGUCCGAUUCACUUGACCUGCGAUCAGACCUUUGCGAUGCACAGUUUCACUGGAGGCAUCUGUGCAACAGGGUGGCUGAACUUGAUGAUGAGUGUGUUCAGAAGGACACGGAGCUGCAACGGUUGAACGGAGAGUGUGCAAACAGUGCCUCCACUAUAUGGGCCCUGAAGGCUGAGAAUGAACGCCUUUAUGAAGGUGUCACCAAUUUCGAGCUGCUUGCUUUGACCAGUGCUGAUGAUCUGGAACAAGCACAGAGUGAAAUAGCAUCACUAAAGGAAGCCCUAGCUGCAGCCCAGAUGGAAGUUGUUCCAGCAGAAGAACGGGAAAAAGCUGCCCUGCUGCUGCUUGAGAAGGAGACUCGGGCUUCCCACUUGGAAGAGAAGUUGAAGGAGAUGGAAGACACUCUGCAAAAGCUCACCGCGGAGAAAACAGCUGCGUGCGAUGCUGCAGAAGUUCUCAGUGAAGCCAAUCAAGGUUUGAAGGAUGCCAUGCUCAGCCUUGCCAAUGAGCUGACCCGUGAACGAGAGCUGAAGGAAAACAGGAGUGAGCUGACCUUUCUCAUGGCUCGUGCUGUCUGUGUUGAUCGUGAUGCACAAACAGAGGAGGCCGAAACGGUUGACACCGUCAUGCAGACAGAAAAUGCAGUCAAGGUUGACUGUGACCUGCAGACUGAUGACUCUACCAAAGCAGACUUAGGCUUCUUUCCAGAGAUUGACUGUGAAGUCCAGACUGAUGACACAGGUGACAAUGAAAUUGUCUCUAAGCUUGCAGGUGCGAAGCUGGAAGUGAAACGAUUGAACUUGUCAAUACGCCGACUUGGCUUUGAGAAAAAGGCUCUUGAGGAGAGCCAGAAGGCACGUGAAAGUGUGAUAGCAAAGGAGCAGAAUGCCCGCCUGGCCUUAGAAACGAAGGCGGAGAAGCUGACGAAUCAGAAUGAGCGCCUGAAGACGGAACUGUCGAACUUGAAGCAGAAGGUUCUAGCCCUGUCAUGUGAGCUGAACACUGUCAAGGAGACGGAAGCCAAGAAACAGGAGCGUCUUGACCAGCUCUACAAGCAGGCCAGAGAGGAGGUCCUGUUCCUGAAAAAAGCAAGCUCUGAUGCAACUCCCGGAAUCCAGCCCAUUCAGGUUGCGACACCCAUGGUGCGGCAGCCAGCCACACCAUCAGCUGCAAUAUCGGCAGUUGGUCCUGUCACACAUCAGACGAUGUUUACACCAGAGCCUACGGAAACACCACCGAAGUCUAGUAUUUCGUGGACCGCAGCAAAGACAGUAGCGUCGGCUACACCGCUGCGUGUUACAAGAGCAGCUGGUGAGAGCUCGUCCAGUGGUGAAUCGCAGCUCUCUGAAUUGGUGAACAAAAUUGAGAUGACAACAUCCAAAGCUGCACAGUCAAAGGAGAGAAACGCACAGGCUGGCGUCAGCAAGGAAGAGAGCGUGGGCAAGCACCCCGGAACAGCUAAGACGUCGAAGCAGCAGCCUGUGGAAAAGCCCUUGACAACACCACCAAGGAGGAGCAAGAGAGCUUCCACAUCUGUGACUCCACGUCAGCAAGGGCCAGAGAAGACCAGGUGCGGCAAGGCAAGCACAGAGGCGUCACCCUACAAUAUCGAGCUAUUUGCAGAAGUAGCUGAGGCACCUACUGCUGCCCGUGCACAGAGGGGAUCAGUGCGGACCAGCAAGAAUGAGAAGAAGGACUCUUCACUUAAACCUCAGGCUCAAAUGUCCGCUAAGUCAUCCCUGGCUUCACCCGCGGCUAAGAAAAGGAAGUUCUUCAAGUCAAACAACAGCGAAUGGGAUGCAUUCUUUGUAGUUUAA